CCUAGUGGGCCACUACGAUUGGACUACGAACAAGGAGGGUGAGGUUGGCCUGGAGAAUACUUACCUGCCGCUUGGUCGAUUCAAAGGCUUUGGAUGAGAGGAUACCGUUUCCUAUUAAGCAAGGUUGCCGCUUAUCGUACGAUCGAAUUACCAGCUACCAGGCUUUCGAAAGCCACAAGCAGUGCAGGAUACACUCAGAAAAUGAGAAUGAGAACGAGAACGGCGAACCAUCAAUAUUGACUAGGAGACAUUACUUUCGUGGGGAAUCCUCAGCGACGAGCAGAGUUGGACUCGUCUUAUUUCUCCGGAUACCGAGGGGAACACGUUUGUGGAGAGUGAAUUGGAUUGGCGAGCUUCAACUCCUCUAGAUCCGCCAUAUCUCACCACGAUAUAAGGAGCUCAGACCAAUAACAGGCACAAAACGGCCUAGACUACGAAAGUUAUCAGAUCCGCCUCUGAGAUCUCAACUGAUAACACAGACCAGGUUCGAAGAUAUUUUUUCUAACCUGUCAUCGGAACUUUAGUGGGACAACUCGUCCACUCUCACUUUUCACAGAAAAGUUUUGAAUUAAACAAAGAACAAGGCUUUUGCCUGACAUUUUUGAAUUUGCUGGCAACAUGGAUGUCACGUCACUGUUAAACUCGACUUCGUUGGGGAAAGAAGGAGUGAUGGGUACAGAGGUACGGAGUAUGGUGGAUCAUGUAAUCGGCUCCACAUCGACAUGCUCAAGGACGGAAGGAACGACGACAUGUUCUUCAAUAUCAGAGAUUUCGUCCAAUGAGAAGACUCCGUCUAGAAGAACGAGCGAUACAAAGAUACCAAGUCGGAGUAGGACGCCAUGGGACGCUAACGGAUACGCUCUUCCACUCACACUCGACACCAAGUCAACCCAGGUUCCAGGUCGACAAGUUUCAAACAGCACUUCACCCGCAGAAUCUACCAGUCCCAAAUCGCCAAGGCACAAAUUCUCCGAUAGUCACAGCAGCUUAUCUUCCUACGCUUCUUCCUCUACCUCAUUGUCACACUCGAGGAUCUCCUCGAUGUCAACCGUUGGAGGCGUCCAAUCUAUCAACACCAUCCCGGACACGCCUUCUCUGGAGACCCAGUUCGAGUGCGCCGAACUCGCAGUCCCGAAGAUCUGGUCAUCGGAGUCACGUCGAAGAACAACAAAAGAAGGAUUGAUAUCCCCGCCCGUGACCACAAUCAACGGGGAACCCUUAGUCACGGAUCUCCUAAGGACCAGUUCCCCAUCUGAUGCCAUGCUAAUGUCCAGGGGUACUCAAAGUUUAGAUCAGAUUAAGAGACCAGACCCCAUCAUCACCAAGGAUAUCAGACCUGAUCUCAGUCAUCUCGUUCCCCUUGACUUCACCAAAGCACACAAGAGAGCCAUUUCAGCACCUGAUUUCGCUGCUACAGACACCAUCAACCGGGGUUUCCCCUCUUUUGCCAACACAAUCCAGCCCACCUCAUCUCCUUCUCAUCGUGUUGAGCAUCGGUUGGGCUACGCCAUGACCGCAAUGUCGCCAUCUCCAGCUCUGGCCGAACAACCUUCCCAGGACGGCAUCGUUGUUUGCAUGUAUAAGCCAAACUGCGACACGGGCUCUCAACUACGCAAAGCCAUCUCGCACAUUUUCGGCCGUAACAAGACAUGUACUCGGAACAUACCUUCGCAUGUCUGGGUUCACUUCUGUCGGAAGCACUAUCAGCGUAGUCGCUACCGCAAUGCGCAGGAGUGGGCUAGGGUUCAGUGUGACCUAGUUCAGAAGCAGAUUCGUCGUGUCCAGGACUGGAGCGACGAGAACAAGCGGACUGGACAACCCGGGAUCGUUCAGGAGUGGUCGUUAUCAAUGAGAAAGCGCGAACAAAAUCGCGUGCAGGAGAAAUCUAAUAGGAAGCGAUCCUACCGCGACGACAGUGAGGACGAUGAUGACGUCGGUACACUCGACAGCGCGACCCUGAACGGUACUGCUGUCCCCGACUGGUUGCGAACCAAGUGUGGCGAUGGGUACAGCACGGCCGAGAUCGAGGAGAUUGUUGCUCGCUUGAAGCGAGAGAUGGAGGAAACUAACAUGACCCAGAUUCCCGACAUAGAAAUCCUCCCAAAUAUCUCUAUGGACGCAUCGAAUGAUGCGCGGCCAAAGACUAUGUUGAAGCGAAAGACUAGCGGCGGGAGUCAUACUCACAAGCGAUCACAGUCGGUUGGUGUUUCCCUUCGACCUGAAGCUCAACCUAUGACUCGUCGCGUGAGCCAGCCGGCAUAUUGGAGAAACGAAGAUGCUAUGCAUACUUCUCCUGUUGAGAAACGCCAGCGAGUGUCCGACGCUCCUCCAUACGGCGAUCGCCAUGCGCGUAUGAAUCUUCGACACCCUGACCGACCUGCCCUAGCGCCGUUACGAGACACGUACUCUAUUCCCCACCGUCCUGCCUUCAAUAAUAUCCAAGAAAGUCACGCCGAGGAGUCGUACUAUAGUCGAGAAGAUGCCGAUAUUGCCAAUUCUAGUUAUGACCAUUGGUCCGCGACGGCUUCUCAGCGAAAUGGAGGCCAACCAACGGUUCCAACACUAGACUCCAGCACCUCCCGUGAAUAUCUCAAUGGUCGACGUGCCUCCCAUCAACGCUCUUUUUCGGAGGUCGACAACCAACAUAAUUUCACCUUUCGUUCGCCUCUAGACUAUCCGUCCAUGCCAUCGAGCCAGUUCUCGGAGGCAACAGCCUACGAUAGAGUCCCCAUGUCUUUAAGACAUUCUCAUACCUCCCACGCCUCGCAUCCACCGUCUAGCUAUUACGAUAGCUCUUCAGGACCAAACCACCGAAACGCCGGUCAUUAUCAGCCACCCUGGCAGUCUCCACAAUCAGGACACGCUUCCUCGUAUUCUGGUUACAGGCAUAUGCGCCAUCAAAGUACACCAACGGCUCCUCAUUCCAGUAUUGCCCAAAUUCCUUCCAUUGAAUACGAACAUGCCAAUGGUGCCCGUCAAGCGCCAGCGUAUGAGCAGACAUCUCCCUAUCAUCGACGCCAACAGUCCUAUGCUCCAUCUCGCCAAUUCCCCCAUCGGCCUGUAGUACAGGAGUCUGACCAGGCUAAAGCUGUUUUCGGCGAGCGUCGUUAGCUCCACGACUAAGGGUGUAUAUCCUCUUCCAACAUCAGGUGGAUGGCCUUGACCUUGAGGCAACAUGUUCUGCUUUAUUUUUCUAGCUUUUUUCCUUCCGCCUAUUCGGAUAUAAUCCUUGUACUCGCCACCAGAACUUGUAUUAAAAAUGUCACAUAGAAUGAACGGCCUAAAAGUCUUAGACAGGAUACCCCUCUUUCGAUGAUAUCGCGAAUCACGACUGGGGUCACGGGA
Messenger RNA from Annulohypoxylon truncatum, 3345 nucleotides. RefSeq lists its product as uncharacterized. Bases 619 to 3111 code for a protein of 830 amino acids. NCBI's taxonomy places the organism in Eukaryota, Fungi, Ascomycota, Sordariomycetes, Xylariales, Hypoxylaceae. The transcript is spliced from 2 exons. The record is from RefSeq and is a predicted model, not a curated record.